Molecule: messenger RNA, 511 nt
Organism: Vitrella brassicaformis
Lineage: Eukaryota; Vitrellaceae
Source: the annotation of a GenBank genome assembly
AGGCCGCCAAGACCAUACCCUCAGAGAACACCGGCCACACGAGCGUGGAAGUGGCGCGGCUCAUCAACAACAACGCCGAUCGCGACGAGACGGACGGCUUCGGCAGCAUUGGGACCGGUCUGAUUUUCGUGCUCUUCUGCAGUUUCUUCAGCAUUGGGGUGCUCCAUCUGUGCUGGUCGAAGCUCGGCAACAAGUCCUUCUUCAACAUCGGAGUCAAGCCCGAAGCGUUUCUGUCGCUCGAGCUACUGGCGCUGGUCGGCUAUGUGCCCAUGCUCGUACUGCAGGUCAGACGAUGCAGAGACCGCACAAGACCCGUCAUCCAUCCAUCCAUCCAUCCAUCUGUUGCCUACUCUUUCUCCUUUAGCUUCUGACGGUCUUUAUGAGCGGCGGCGAUGGCGAGGUGGCUGAUGCGGUUCCCGCCGCGACCAUGGCGGCCAUUUUGCUGGCGGUCGUCAACAUUGCUGGGGUGCUGAUACGCUUCGUGCGGGGGCGGUGCGGCAAUCGUGCGUGA